Messenger RNA from Austrofundulus limnaeus, 3668 nucleotides. RefSeq names its product signal transducer and activator of transcription 5B. Gene Ontology annotation, molecular function: DNA-binding transcription factor activity; DNA binding. The record is from RefSeq and is a predicted model, not a curated record. Lineage: Eukaryota; Metazoa; Chordata; Actinopteri; Cyprinodontiformes; Rivulidae. Gene Ontology annotation, biological process: signal transduction; regulation of DNA-templated transcription.
AUCUCCUCGAUCUUUGGUUUUAGCUGCAAAUCAACAAGUAAUUUAUCAGAAAGCUGAGGAGAAAAGUCAGGCUGGUCUUGAUGGCAGGCUAAGCUAAGUCAGGCUGAAAGGUUUUCUGUUCCCGAGGAGCUGCAGAGUCCGGACAGGAAGCAGCAUGGCCAUGUGGAUUCAGGCCCAGCAGCUUCAGGGGGAGGCGUUGCAUCAGAUGCAGGCACUGUAUGGGCAGCACUUCCCCAUCGAGGUGCGACACUACCUGGCCCAGUGGAUUGAAAGCCAGCUGUGGGAUUCAGUGGAGUUGGACAACCCAGGAGAGGAGGCCAAAGCCAAGCGCCUGCUCGACAACCUGGUGGCUGAGCUGCAGAGGAAAGCUCAACUUCAGGGAGGAGAGGAUGGUUUUCUGCUCAAGAUCAAGUUAGGUCAUUAUGCCACCCAGCUGAAGAGCACAUAUGAUCGGUGUCCUUUUGAACUGGUGCGCUGCAUCAAACACAUCCUGAAGUCAGAGCAGAGGCUGGUUAAAGAAGCUACAAACACGAGCUGUGGGAGUGACGGCCAGGCCAUGGACACCUUGUCCCACCACCACCAGCAGAUCAACCAAGCCUUUGAGGAGCUGCGUCUGGCCACACAGGAAACUGAAAAUGAGCUGAGGAAGUUACAGCACAGUCAAGAAUAUUUCAUCAUUCAGUACCAGGAAAACCUGCGCAUCCAGGCUCAGCUCAGCAGCCUGACUUCGCUGCCUCCAGCUGAGCGCACCCAGCGUGAGACCACCCUGCAGAGCAAACGAGCCACAGUGGAGGCCUGGCUCGCCAGAGAGGCCAGCACGCUACAGAAAUUCAGACUUGACCUGUCAGAACAGCAUCAAAAAACUCUGGGCCUGCUGAGGAAGCAGCAGACGCUCAUCCUGGACGAGGAGCUCAUUCAGUGGAAAAGGAGACAGCAGCUGGCUGGCAUUGGGGGUCCACAUGAGGGGGGGCUGGAUGUCCUCCAGUCCUGGUGUGAGAAGCUGGCUGACCUCAUCUGGCAGAACCGGCAGCAGAUUCGGCGCUGUGAGCACCUGACGCAGCAGCUUCCUUUACCUGGCCCCAUGGAAGAGCUGUUGAACAAACUCAACUCUGACAUUACCGACAUCAUCUCUGCCCUGGUCACCAGCACCUUUAUAAUAGAAAAACAGCCCCCCCAGGUGUUAAAGACCCAGACCAAGUUUGCAGCCACAGUCCGUCUUCUGGUGGGCGGGAAGCUCAACGUCCACAUGAACCCCCCGCAGGUCAAGGCGGUCAUUGUUAGUGAGCAGCAGGCUAAAGCUUUGCUAAAGAAUGAAAGCACACACAGUGAAAGCAGUGGAGAAAUCCUCAACAACAACUGUGUGAUGGAGUAUCAUCAGGCCACUGGUACCCUCAGUGCACAUUUUAGAAACAUGUCCCUGAAGAGGAUCAAGCGCUCCGAUCGUCGAGGUGCCGAGUCCGUGACGGAGGAAAAGUUUACAAUCCUGUUUGAGUCACAGUUCAGUGUUGGAGGAAACGAGCUGGUCUUCCAUGUCAAGACACUAUCUCUACCUGUAGUUGUGAUCGUUCAUGGCAGUCAGGACAAUAAUGCCACAGCCACGGUUUUGUGGGACAACGCCUUUGCGGAGCCGGGCAGAGUGCCAUUCGUUGUACCAGACAAGGUGGUGUGGUCUAAGCUGUGUGAGGCCCUGGAUAUGAAGUACAAGGCAGAGAUGCACAGCGGACGAGGACUCACCGAGGAUAACCUGGUCUUUUUGGCCCAGAAGGCUUUUUCAAACAGCAGCAACAACCCUGAGGAUUACAAAAACAUGACGAUAACGUGGGCCCAGUUCAAUCGGGAGAACUUACCUGGACGCAGCUUCACCUUCUGGCAGUGGUUUGAUGGUGUGGUGGAGCUGAUGAAGAAACACCUCAAACCUCACUGGAAUGAUGGGGCCAUUCUUGGAUUUUUAAACAAGCAGCAGGCUCAGGAUAUGCUCCUGUCUAAACCAAACGGCACCUUCCUGCUCAGAUUCAGUGACUCAGAGAUCGGAGGCAUCACUAUUGCAUGGGUGGCUGAAAACCCCAACAAACAAGGUGAACGCCUGGUCUGGAACCUGUUGCCCUACACAACAAAAGACUUCUCUAUUCGCUCCCUGGCUGACCGCAUCAGUGACUUGAACCAUCUACUGUUCCUUUACCCAGACCGGCCCAAAGAUGAGGUCUUCGCAAAGUACUACACCCCUCCACAUUCAAAACCAGUGGAUGGAUAUGUAAAACCACAGAUCAAACAAGUUGUGCCAGAAUUCACAACUCCUAAUCCUGAGCCCUCUGGAGGAGCGUUCAUGGACCAGACAGCUUCAUCUGCAGGUCACCCCAACAGCUUUGGUGUCUACGCUUCCAUCACUGAGAACAUGCUGGACCCAGAUGGAGACUUUGACCUGGAGGACACGAUGGACGUGGCCCGUCACGUGGAGGAGCUGCUCCGGAGACCCAUGGACACCCAGACCCAGUGGAACAGUCAGCAGUCCUGAACAAUAACCCUUUUUUAUCAAUAUUUUUACCUUUUUGUUGUUGUUUUUUAAUCUUGAGGCUCACACAACCAAAACACUUAGUGGACAGCAGCUGAGGAAGCUCACACAUCAUCAUCCUGAUGUCAUUCAGUUCCAUAGGAAGAGACCAUGUCUGUCUUACUCUGUGAUUAUUAAUCUUCUAUGACAUCAUCGUUUCUCAGGACUGCAGUCUGGAGCUAAUCUUUUAUAGAUGUAUUUUUUUAUAAAAGUUAUUUGUCCUAAACUGUACAGAGCAUCCAGCUGUUGGAUGAGCUUUUAAAAAGCUGAUGAUUCACAUGGGACACAUGCGCUUCUUCAGGAAUUAAAUCUGUUUUGUACCAAUGAGAAUAUUUUGUUCAGAAAACGUCAGAAAAUAACGACGACCUAAAGGGAGACGAUGUAAGUGUUGUUAAAUCCAGCAUCUCACUGGGCUGCUGCUGGAGACCAGUUUGUCAGCAGAAGUCCUGAAAUGUUUCGUCUGUCUGUUUACCUGAGGCUCACAGUCUUGGCCCAUUACUUUGAACGCUUUUUAAACAUUGGUUGGUGUCUCCCAGCUGUCUUCAACCGUUUUCAGUCUCCUGAGCUUUUAUUUUGACACGUUCACAGGAGCUGUCCUCUGACAGGAAGCAUCAGAGGCGACAGCUCUUUAUAUAUUCAUUAUAAAUCAUGUUUUAAACUGGUGCAGGUGUAGACUGGAAGAUGAACUGACUGAUUCUGACAGGAUUAGUGCUGCGUCUUCAUACACCCGUGGUUACACUUCAAACAAAACUUUAUUUUAAGAUAUUUAGCUCUACACUGCAAGAUACAGCAGUUUUUCUUCAGACAAGCGUUUGGCAGCUGGUUGAACAGAAGGAGCUUCAGCUGUUUUCAGUUGGGUGGAAACGUAAUCCUUUCUUGCUCAAUGGUUCUGUGUCAGCCGUGGCCGACAGCUACGUUCAGCUGUUUCUGCUCCCUACAGGUAAAAGUGUGCUGGAACUGACCAACUACAGUAGUGUUCAUCAGCUGCAGCUCAGUGACACUGGAGCAGUGGAAACAGUUAUAUCUUUACAGAAGAAUGAUCCCAGGAUCACUUUGAACCGUGUUGAUGUUUCAACUCUUUGUGUCCUGAUGGUUUGAAUGAAACCAGCCUGAAACAACA